Beauveria bassiana ARSEF 2860 is the source of this 1392-nucleotide messenger RNA. Its product is annotated as C6 transcription factor. The transcript is spliced from 2 exons. Gene Ontology annotation, biological process: regulation of transcription by RNA polymerase II. Lineage: Eukaryota; Fungi; Ascomycota; Sordariomycetes; Hypocreales; Cordycipitaceae. The record is from RefSeq and is a predicted model, not a curated record. Gene Ontology annotation, molecular function: DNA-binding transcription factor activity, RNA polymerase II-specific; zinc ion binding. The coding region runs from base 1 to 1392 and encodes 463 amino acids.
AUGUCAUUUGCCGUGAGGACGAACCAGACAGAACCAGACUACCAGGUUCUGUCCUUUGCGCCCCAUCGAGAAGUGCAGGCUCGAAAGUACAUUCCGCGCAAGCCGCAUCGCAAGUCAAAAGGUGGCUGCUUGGGGUGCAAGCUGAGCAGAAUCAAGUGCGACGAAGGCAAGCCUUCAUGCGCGAGAUGCCUUCGAUGUAAUGCCAAGUGCCAAUAUACUUCACCGAUCAAGGGCAAAUCACCCCACAAAGCUGCACCGUCAAAUAAGGGCAAAACAGCUACAGCAGCCAUUACUCCCUUCACACCCCCAUUCGCCUUUGGACAACCGUCCGCCAUAGCAUUGGCCGACACUUGUCUGCAAUCCAGGUCUCCAGCCCGGGGCGUCUCUCGUGUUUCGCUUCUUCACCACCUUCAACAACACUUUGACUCUUCCAAUGGCCUCGAGACCGGAGGAGGCAACAUGCCGUUCAUCGUCAGCCUCGGCAUGAGCCGCCCAUACCUCCUCGAUGUCACCUUGUCUGUGGCCGCCUGUCAUCUGCGCCACUUGUACCAGGCUAGCGGCAGUUUGAAUGAUGCCACGUCCGACACAAUAGCUGCAUGUCGAGUUGCAGAGCACUACCAGCAGUCUCUCGCCAUUCGUAGCUUCAAUCGGGCUUUGGCCGAGCCAUUCGAUCAGGAGGGAUCCGAUUCCGUCCUCAUGACCUCAAUGAUGCUCAAUCUGCUCUCAUUUGCACUUGAUGAGGACGACGACCCUUCCUUGUCGUGGGUCUUCAGCAAAGCUCCAGAUCGCCUUGCUUGGAUUUCGCUGAGCAUGGGGCUUGCUACGCUGGUGAAGAAUACCAAGCAAUUCCACGACCAAUCUAUUCUCCGCCCCAUAUUCGACGCCUCCGAUGAUGAAGAAAAGACAUAUCACGGCGAUGCUAUCAAGUCCUUAUCCAAGGUACCGUCUCAUUGGCUUCAGCUGUGUGGACUCGAUUAUGCUUCCGAUAACGCCGAGCACAUCUUUUACGAGCCAGUACGAAUUCUUGCCGGGUUGUUCUCUACCCCGGCCAACCAACAGUCAUUCUUCUUAUACAUGGGUUGGUUCGGCAAGGUGGGCGUCGAAUUCCGGUCGUUGCUCAAGCAGGACAGUGAACCGGUCAUGUGGCUCUUGGGAUGCUGGCUAGGGCUGCUGUGUCGAUUUGAUCACAUGUGGUGGCUCAGUGCAAGAGCCAGGAGGGAUUAUCGUGCCAUUUGUAUGUGGUUGGAUAAACGCAAAGUUCGAAGGCGAGCUGGUGCAGAGGGUGUGAUGUGGAGGCAGCUCAUGGUGGAUCUUGAAGGCGCUACGCAGCAACCCUGGGGGAUUGAGAUUUGGACUCUACACAGACCAGAGCCAGUCGAGAUCUGUGACUAG